Trachemys scripta elegans is the source of this 3994-nucleotide messenger RNA. It is a transcript of the gene OGFR, whose product is annotated as opioid growth factor receptor. The record is from RefSeq and is a predicted model, not a curated record. Gene Ontology annotation, molecular function: opioid growth factor receptor activity. The transcript is spliced from 8 exons. Bases 28 to 2058 code for a protein of 676 amino acids. Gene Ontology annotation, cellular component: membrane. NCBI's taxonomy places the organism in Eukaryota, Metazoa, Chordata, Testudines, Emydidae.
AGAUGGUAUUGUUUGAGGAAGACAUAUAUGUUUUUGAGGAAAGUUCUUUCAGAGCUUAAUCUUUCAGAUGCCCAGGAGCAAAGAAGACCAGCCGUCUCAUCAAUUGGUUAUAGAGGUUUUGAGUUCUUGACUGGACGCAACUGGACAGCUGCAAAAGAUAUGCAGAGAUACAGGCAUUGUUAUCCGGGUUUGAAAGAAAGGGAACCUGAUGCUGAAGAGGAGGAGAUGUGGAAUUUAAGUUUUUACAAAAAUGAAAUUCACUUUUUGCCUCAUGGCUUAUUUAUUGAUGAACUCCUUGAAGCUUGGCAGGAGGAUUACGAGACUCUGGAAGAAAAUCAUUCUUAUAUACAAUGGUUGUUUCCUUUGCGUGAACGUGGGAUGAACUGGCGUGCAAAGCCUCUCACAUGUAAAGAAAUUCAGGCCUUUAAGAAAUCCAAGGAAGUUAUGCAAAGACUCAUUAGAGCUUACAAACUCAUGCUGGGUUUUUAUGGAAUAAACUUGAUCGAUCAAGAAACGGGGGAAGUGCAAAGAGCAGAAAACUGGCGUCAGAGAUUUCGCAACCUUGAUCGGUUUAGUCACAACAAUUUGCGGAUAACUCGUAUUCUGAAGUGUCUGGGAGAGAUGGGGUAUGAACACUAUCAAGUACGCCUGGUUAGCUUUUUCCUAACAGAAACGCUUGUUUACCAAACACUCCCAAAUGUUAAGAGAAGUGCCUUGGAUUACUUCCUGUUCACCAUCAGAAACAAGCAGAAGCGAAGGGAACUGAUACAUUAUGCAUGGAUGCACUUUAAACCUCAGGAUAAGUUUGCAUGGGGGCCUCGUAAGAAACUCCAGAACUAUAAACCUCCGUCGUUAAAGUCUCAGCACUGCCAAAAGGCUGAGGAAGAGAAGGAAUCAGUCAGAGAUAAAGAAGCAGUUGGAAAGAACAAAACCAAUCCUCCAAACAGGGAGGAGAAAGUUGGAGAUGCUGCAUACUCAGAAACCAACAAGGUGACUGAUGAAUGUACCUCAGAGGAACAAAAUAAGCGUGAUGCCAUGUAUGUUGCAGAGCGAGGAGACAACGUAGAAGAGAAAGAAGCCUCACUUUCCCAGCUAGAAGAGAAGGUUCUGAGUGAGGACCUUGUGGGCCUGAGGGAUGGAGCAGAGACUGAAUGCCUAAAGGAAAGCAAGAAAAGAAAGCUUGAGAUGAACAGAUUAACUGGAAAGUGCACAGGGCUAUUGAAAAGUCCCACUGAUAUUGAGAAGAUCUCUUAUAACCUAGGGGAAUUUGCUAUCGAUCAAGAGACCACAGAGACUCUUCCAGCAUUGCCAGAAAAGGGUGACCAAGUAACAGCUGAAGAAGGUGACGUCCGUAGUGAAGACUUCAAGGCGUCUGAGUCAUCUGAUGCACCUGUAAAAAGAAGGAAAGUUGAUGAGGCAAUGCCAGAAAACAGUACUGUAAAUGUGGCAAUAAACCUGGACACGGACACCACUACCUGCAACGUCCAAGCAACAGGGGCUGAGAAAGGAGAAGUUAGUGAGGAAGACACGGUUGUGGAGGAAAUUAAUGUGAAAACUGAGAAUGGUGCUGAAAGUGCAUCUGUGAAUUCAUUGCCUGGUUCUGAGACGAAUGAGCCUGGUCUGCCUUCUCUGGCAGGCAGUGGCUCAGUGCUACGUGACGCAAAUUCAGAAAUACAAAAAAAAGCGCACCAGUGUAAUGAAACUCUAACAGUAAGUGAAAGCCAGGUAGACGACAGAGAACAGAAAGAAGGGACAGAAGAUGUCCAUGCAAGAGGGGAAACAAAAACCCUGGACAAGAACCGGGGCCAAGAGGGUCUUCAGCAGAGUGUGGUGGAAUCUCAUCCUGAAAAAGUCAGUGCUAGGAAUGUAGCACAAGAAAUCGAUUGUAUUGAGGAUUCAGCAAAACUGCCAUUGUCUGCUGAUCAUUCAGAGAGUGGCAAAAACAUUGCAAUAGCACCAGAGCAAGGGGCGGAGGAAGGACAUUUAGGUCCUGAAUUCAAGGAUCAUGGAACAGGGAUUCAGACUCCAAAGGCAUGUGGAAAAAGAUGUAUCCUUUAAAACAAUCCAGAACAAACUCAAUCCCUCCCCUCCCCUCUGGUUGUUCUAACUAGAAAAAAUCUGCUUGGUCAACUUCGUAGGGAAAAGCCCCUGGCCUCUUCCUGUUCCCGUUUGUAUCUGACAUGCUGGACUGUCUGCAAGGAUUUUCCCUCUUAACCUCUUUGAAGAGCAAAGCUCUUAUUUAAUAAGUGAUUUUAAUCCAUGGAAUACAGAUGUUUGUAGAAUAAACCAAUUGGUUUCUGGCUUUCUUUUUUUUACCAGGUAACUCCUCUUGGGCACUUUGGAAACUGUCACACUAACAAUGGGGAGUUUUUACAUUUGUUGUCUCCUUAGCAAAGGCCAAUGUGAGGCCCUGUUGAUCAUCUUGGUGUGAGGCUCUGUUGAAAUCCGUUUUUAAGGAGACACCAAUUUGGUUGUGCAGUGGUUGUCCGACUUGAAGCCUGGUACUUUUCUGCUCCUUUAGGGAAAAGGUCCCCCAUUCUGCUGAUAUUUGCUUGCAAAAGGGGUGAAGGUAGCAAAAUUUCAUGUAUGUGAAAAUGCAAAUACCUUUCCAUUGGUAAGUUACUAAUUUUAAGAAUUUAGUUUGGCAUACGAGAGUCAUCGAUUAAACUAUAAAGUCAAAAUGUUUGACAAAUAUUAACCUUAACGGGGCUUUUCUCCAAUCUAUGUGCAGAGAUGUUGAGGGUUUAAUUCCAUCUAGCCCUAGCACAAGUCACUUAUGCAUUUUUUCCAAGGGUUGUUGGGAGACUGGAAACCCGCCAGUCUCUAAAAGAAAAGGGGUGGUGGGGAAAUAAAAUACAAAUGAGGCAUUGCUUAAAGAGAGUGCUGCCUUCCUGGGAGUCCCCUUUCCUCUCUCUGUAGACCCCUGAUGGUUUUUCAGAUGCUACUUUUUUCAUUGGUUCUGAGUCCUUUAACUGUCUGUCAAUGCAGUUUCCCUUGUCCCUAGUGCAGAUUUUCACCCUUGAUGAUUUUAAUCCCUUUUCUAGUUUGUGCACAUGUUGUGCCAGUAGCAUUCUGUCUCUCUGUCCCAAGUGUGUCGUGUGCACGGUUGGGGAUCAUAGCUGUUGAGGGUUUUUUUUUGUUUUUUGUUUAAACCAGAGGCAUCAUGAGAAUCUCUUGUCAGCCCCUGCCACCUACUGACCAGCACUAAUGUUGUUAGAUGGUAGUAACAAUAGAUAUUAACUUGCACUUAAUGUUAAUAAUGUGCACAUCAGCCUUGUGCGGAAUUCAAUUGGCGCAAAGGAGCAUCAUACAAUGUAAUGCUGUAUGUAGGAGAAAAUAUUAAGGUAUUUACUGCAGUGGACCUGCUUCACCAAGCAGAAGGAAAAAAUGCAGCAGCUGAAAAGACUGGACUUGAUGUUCAUUUAAACUCUGGUUCUAUUUUUGGUUGGUUUGUUUUUUAAAUACCAUUUGGUUUUUGUAGCGCAUUGCUGCAGCUUAGGUCAGCCAUCCUAUCAGAGAGAGUUUUUUCUUCUGCGUGUUCCAGCUGUUAAGCAAAGAAUCUUUAAGUGUUCUGGAAUUUAAUCUGACUUGCCUGCUCAAAACUUGUAUGCCCUGAUCCAAACUGGCAUUUACACAUAUGUGUAACUCUAAGCACGCAUGUAGACUCGUUGAAGUCAGGGCUUAUAUACUUAUAGUAAUACACAGUAAAGGCCUUAAAACCCAUUUGUUAGUGUUUUUUUUUCUCUAGAAGAAAAACAAAUUGUGUUUAAAUAUUAAGUAAAACUAACUAAAGACCUUCAGUGUUUAGAGAACACCGGGGAAAAAAUUGCUUUUUAUGAAAGUCUUUGUACAGUUUUAUAGCUGUCUUUUUAUUUAAGUAACGAAGGUCUCGCUGGACAUGUUCAUACAUGGCCCACUUUGUGUAUCUUGUAUGGUGAUGAGUUUUAAAUGAGAUCUCAGUAUAAUGUAUAUUAAAGUAUGAUUUUAAUGCAAA